Messenger RNA from Salvia miltiorrhiza (redroot sage), 2370 nucleotides. RefSeq names its product beta-galactosidase 16. The transcript is spliced from 19 exons. Gene Ontology annotation, biological process: carbohydrate metabolic process. The record is from RefSeq and is a predicted model, not a curated record. Gene Ontology annotation, cellular component: cell wall; vacuole. Gene Ontology annotation, molecular function: beta-galactosidase activity; carbohydrate binding. Bases 1 to 2370 code for a protein of 789 amino acids. NCBI's taxonomy places the organism in Eukaryota, Viridiplantae, Streptophyta, Magnoliopsida, Lamiales, Lamiaceae.
AUGGCAGUGGUGGCAGCAAGUGGCGGCGGCGAGGUGGCGUAUGAUGGAAGGUCGCUCAUCAUUAAUGGACAGCGGAAGCUUCUCUUCUCUGGCUCUAUUCAUUAUACAAGAAGCACGCCUCAUAUGUGGCCAUAUUUGAUAUCACAAGCCAAAUUGGGAGGACUAGAUGCGAUUGAUACCUACGUAUUUUGGAAUAUCCACGAGCCCCAACCAGGACAGUAUUAUUUCAGCGGAAGACGUGAUAUAGUGAGAUUUAUCAAAGAAGUGCAAUCUCAAGGCCUCUAUGUUUGCCUUAGAAUAGGACCCUUCAUCGAAGCUGAGUGGUCUUAUGGAGGCCUUCCACUUUGGCUCCAUGACAUCCCUGGCAUUGUUUUUCGAUCUGAUAACGAACCCUUUAAGUUUUACAUGCAAAAUUUUACCACAAAAAUAGUGAACAUGAUGAAAUCGGAGAAAUUAUAUGCCUCACAAGGAGGGCCCAUCAUACUUUCUCAGAUCGAGAAUGAAUAUCAAAAUGUGGAAAAAGGGUUUGGCAACAAAGGGCCUCCCUAUGUUCGUUGGGCCGCUACGAUGGCUGUGGGCCUAAAAACUGGUGUGCCAUGGGUGAUGUGCAAGCAAGAUGAUGCUCCAGAUCCCGUGAUCAAUGCUUGCAAUGGGAGGACAUGUGGAGAAACAUUUGUGGGACCUAAUUCUCCAAACAAGCCAGCAAUGUGGACUGAACAUUGGACACAUUUCUAUGACAUAUAUGGCAAUAUCACCAAGGUCAGAUCACCUCAAUUCAUCGCAUACCAUGUUGCUCUAUUCAUAGUCAACAAGAAUGGAAGCUACAUAAACUAUUACAUGUAUCAUGGAGGAACCAAUUUCGGAAGGAAUGCAUCUGCGUUUAUGCUAACUAGUUACUAUGAUCAAGCUCCUUUAGAUGAAUAUGGCUUGAUAAGACAACCAAAAUGGGGUCAUCUGAAGGAGCUGCAUGCAGCAGUUAAACUAUGUUCACAGACUCUACUAUAUGGAAGUAGAACAAAUUUCUCUUUGGGUGCAUUGCAACAAGCGUAUGUAUACAAGGGAAUCAAAGGAGAAUGUGCAGCAUUUCUCGUGAACACAGAUGCUGCAAAUGAAGCAGAAGCUCAAUUUCAAAAUCGAACUUAUAGACUUCCUCCCAAGUCAAUUAGCAUCUUACCAGACUGCAAAACUGAGGCAUUUAACACAGCUAAGGUGAGCACUGAAUAUAAUACAAGGACUAGGGAGGCAGCUGUAAAGUUGAACUCACCAUUAAUAUGGCAAGAAUUGGAUGAAGUUAUUGCAGUGUAUGAUGAUACCUCGUUGAGAUCAAAUAUUUUGCUAGAGCAAAUGAACACCACCAAAGAUACAUCUGAUUAUUUGUGGUACACUGCCAGUUAUCAACAAUUUAAUGAGUCGCAACCUGUUGUCAUGAGAGUGAAUUCUGAUGGACAUGUUUUACGUGCAUUUGUAAAUGGACAACUCAUUGGUUCGGAACAUGGGACUUUUAGAAAUCAAAGUUUCAGUUUGGCGAAGAAUGUGACAUUGAGAAAAGGAGCCAACAACAUCUCAUUGCUAAGCAUUAUGAUUGGAUUGCCGGAUUCAGGGGCAUACAUGGAGCGCAAGGCAUUUGGAUUGACUAAUGUGAGAAUUGGAGAUAAAGAUUUGUCCAACUAUUCAUGGGGAUAUCAAGUUGGAUUAUUGGGGGAGAAUCAACAUCUUUACACAAUAGAAGGAUCGAUCAAAGUAAAAUGGCACAAAUUUACCUCAUCUCCUCGCCCACUUAGAUGGUAUAAGUCCAAAUUUGAUGCACCCAAAGGCAACGAUCCCAUUGCACUAAAUUUAGGGUCAAUGGGGAAAGGUGAAGCUUGGGUCAACGGAGAAAGCAUCGGUCGAUAUUGGAUCUCAUUUGUCACACCUCAAGGCUCGCCUUAUCAAACAUGGUAUCACGUACCAAGAUCAUUCUUGAAGCCUAGAGAUAACUUGUUAGUGGUGUUUGAGGAAGAAAUGGGCAAUCCUCUUGGAAUAUCAAUUGACAUUGUUUCAAUAUCAAAAGUUUGUGGCCAUGUUUCAACUUCAAAUCCUCCAUUGAUAGAUUCAUAUGUAAAGCAUAUUGGAAGAAGACCUAGAGUGGAACUUCAUUGCCCUUCCAACAAAAAUAUCUCAAACAUUUUGUUUGCAAGCUUUGGUAGUCCUUUAGGAGAUUGCAACAAUCACGUUGUUGGGAGGUGCCACUCAAUCAAUUCCACCUCUAUUGUGGAGAGGGCUUGUUUGGGAAAGAAGAUGUGUUCCAUUCCUUCGUCACACAAAAUAUUUGGUGGUGAUCCAUGCCCAGGAGUUUUAAAAGAUCUGUUGAUCGAGGCUCACUGCCAAUGA